ACCAGAACGACGCGUCACCAGUGUAGGACGUGAAGAUGGACCACGUUUUGCUCUGUGUGCUGGAUUUCCUGAUUCUCAGUUUUCUCUGCUGUGGAAACUCUCAAGAGGCAACAGAGUCAGUCCUGACUGUGUCUCCAUCAUGGCUGAGUCCUGGAGCCUCAGUGACUCUGAGCUGUGAGGUUAAAGAUUCAUCUGCAGGAUGGAGGUUCUACUGGUAUAAAAUUGUUCCUGAUCUGUCACAGAACAACUACAGAUAUGAGCUGCUGCCUGGUAGCAUCAGUGGGACUGUAGAGAACUCCUUCAUCAUUACUGGACAGAAACACACAGCAGGAUUUGCAUGUAGAGCUGGAAGAGGAAACCCAGAGGAUUUGACUCAUUACAGUGAACCAAAGUUCAUCUGGUCUGCAGAUUCUCAUCCAGCAGCGUCUCUCUCAGUGAGUCCUGACAGAGAGCAACACUUCACCUCUGAGUCUGUGACUCUGAACUGUGGAGGAAACUCUACUGAGUGGAGAGUGAAGGUGUUUAUAAAAAACUCUUAUGGGCUGAUAGGUUUUUGGGAUGAAGAUGAUGAAAUAACCUCUGAACACCAGUUGUCAGAUUGCUCCAACUUGUGGAUGAUGACUGGUUCCUCAUGUACCAUUAACAGUCACCGGUCCCAUGAAGCAGUGUACUGGUGUGAAUCUGUAUCAGGAGAGUUCAGCAAUGCAGUCAACAUCAGCAUAAAUGAGGCACCAGAUUCUGUCCUGACUGUGUCUCCAUCAUGGCCGAGUGCUGGAGCCUCAGUGACUCUGAGCUGUGAGGUUAAAAAUUCAUCUGCAAAAUGGAGGUUCUACUGGUUUAAAGUUGUUCCUGAUCUGUCACGUGUCAGGUACAGACCUGAGCUGCUACCUGGUAGCUUCAAUGGGACUGUAGAGAACUCCUUCAUCAUUACUGGACAGAAACACACAGCAGGAUUUGCAUGUAGAGCUGGAAGAGGAAACCCAGAAUAUUUGACUAAAUACAGUGAACCAACAUUUGUCUGGACCACAGAUUCUCAUCCAGCAGCUUCUCUCUCAGUGAGUCCUGACAGAGAGCAACACUUCACCUCUGAGUCUGUGACUCUGAACUGUGGAGGAAACUCUACUGAGUGGAGAGUGAUGGGGUUUAGAGAAAUAACCUCUGAACACCAGUUGUCAGAUUGCUCCAAAUCGUGGAAAAUGACUGGUUCCUCAUGUACCAUUAAUAGUCUCCAGUCCCAUAAAGCAGUGUACUGGUGUGAGUUUGGAUCAGGACAGAUCAGCAAUGCAGUCAACAUCAGCAUACAUGAUGAAGAUCUUCUCCUGGUGAGCCCCGUCCAUCCUGUGACUGAAGGAGCUUCUGUUACUCUGAGCUGCAGAAUCACAGGACUAAACCAACUUUCUAAUGUGUUUUUCUAUCAUAAUGACAAACUGAUCCAAAAUGACAGCAGAGGAGAGCUGAAUAUCUCUGCAGUGUCUCAGUCAGAUGAAGGUUUCUACAAGUGUGAACAUUCAGGAAAAGUUUCACCUCAGAGCUGGAUGGCAGUUAAAGCUGCCUCCAGACCUGGAAGCUCUUCUUUCCCUGUUCUGUUGUUCGUCGGAUCAGUGAUUGGAAUCAUCGUUCUGAUUCUCCUGCUGCUGAUUUGUUACGUCCAAAAGCCAAAAUGUUGUGGUUCAGAGCAGCCAGUCGGUCAGGAUGAACAUCUGCAUCAAGUUUACUCCUCUCUCCUACAUGGUGACCUUCGUGUCUAUGAAACAGCCAGAGGCCCUGAAAACUCUGGAAAUGGGCAACUUGAUGAAUCAGAGAAGAUCUCUGACAAAGUUGAUGCAACUUCAGAAUGAAAAAGAAAAGUCCAUGGAAUGAAGUUCAUCAGAACCAUAACAGGAAAAUCUAAAUUUACUCACCAUCAGAUGUUUUCCUGUAACAUCUCUCUGUCAUGCAAAAAAAGAGGAUAUAUAUAUACAUGUUUUUUAUAUUUGCUUUUUGAUUUUUCUUAGUCAUGUAUAUUAUGUUUUGCACUUGUUGUCAAUAUAGGGAAUCAGAGUUUUCUGUAGCUUUACUGGCAUUUUUUUAUUUUAUCUUAUAUACAAUCAAACGAAUCGUCCACAGCUGGUGCCUGAACUACCGAAGCCUUUUUAGAGCCUGACUGUAAUGGAGUGAUAGCGCCAUCCAGAGGACAGUAGUAAUAUGGCCGAUAGUCCAUGUAAUACAGCAAUAGUAAAUAAGGGCUAAUUGUAAACUGUGGUCAAAGUGUAACACACAGUAUGUAUAUUCUGUGUAUAAUCUUCUUUUGUGCAAACUAUUUACUACUUAAAUUCUCUCCUACAACGAUCUAGUUCUGCCUACACUUUACACUCCAACGUUUUUCUUGCUCCUGUGUUUGAGCAUAAAAAGGGAAUCAAACAUUUAGUGUGACGGCUCCUACAGAAAGGAAUCAGCUCCGGUUUGUGUCAUUGCUUUUAACUGUUUUGUAUUUUGUUUUAAAACUUGUGCAUAUGUUUGCAUUUCUUUUACUUUUCUGUAACCAGCUUGUUGUGUGUUGCAGAUUUCUGCCCAGGUUCCUGUUGAAAAUGAAAUCUGGAUCUCAAUGGGGUUUUUACCUGGAUAA
This is a messenger RNA of Xiphophorus maculatus (southern platyfish), 2605 nucleotides long. RefSeq names its product obscurin-like. Lineage: Eukaryota; Metazoa; Chordata; Actinopteri; Cyprinodontiformes; Poeciliidae. The transcript has 12 exons. Gene Ontology annotation, biological process: cell surface receptor signaling pathway. The coding region runs from base 36 to 1838 and encodes 600 amino acids. The record is from RefSeq and is a predicted model, not a curated record. Gene Ontology annotation, molecular function: transmembrane signaling receptor activity.